AUGUCCAGGAACCAUUUCAAGGCAAUCUGGUCAAACCUCCACUUAAGUGACAACGACCAGGUAGCAGGAUCACAGGACUGGUUCUUGAAGGUGUGUUCCCUCUUCACUAAGGUUACCAGGGAGUUCUUGAAUGUUGCAGAGACUCCUAUGCAAUCCAUAGAUGAGGUUAUGGUUGCAUACAAGGGCACCACAGCAAGGACCACUACAUUUCAGAGCCACCACACAUCACUGUCUGAAGAGGAGGAGAAGUUGCCAGUCACUAACAAGUUUGUUAUUGCCUUGGUCAAGACCCUCAAGCACCCAGAGAACUCCACUGUGUAUGCCGACAACUACUUCACAAGUAUUGCGUUGGUUGAGUACUUGAGGUCACAGUAUAGUUGCUGGUAUGUGGGCACUGCCAGGGACAACAGAGUUGGCUAUCCACCCCUGCAGACUGUCAAGGACAUGACCAAGAACUCGGUACCCAGGAGCACACUUGACUACGUCUCUGCUGAUGGCAUCCUUGUCGCCAAGUGGAAGGACAACAGCAUUGUCACAAUCUUAUCCACUGAUGUUGGUGUAGAACCUGUUUGUGAAGUGCAGAGGUAUGACAAGGAAGCGAAGAAGAAGGUUCUUGUGCAAUGUCCAAAUGUUAUCAACAAGUACAACAGUGGCAUUGACAAGAGUGACAUGUUGGUCCAUCUCUACAAGACCCCGUUCAAAGCAAAGUGUUACUACAUGAGGCUAUUCACCAAGAUGUUGGCUCCCAACACCCGCUAG
Messenger RNA from Macrobrachium nipponense, 759 nucleotides. Its product is annotated as piggyBac transposable element-derived protein 3-like. The transcript has 3 exons. Bases 1 to 759 code for a protein of 252 amino acids. NCBI's taxonomy places the organism in Eukaryota, Metazoa, Arthropoda, Malacostraca, Decapoda, Palaemonidae. The record is from RefSeq and is a predicted model, not a curated record. Gene Ontology annotation, molecular function: sequence-specific DNA binding.